CAUUUAUUUUUCGGGCACUGAAUUAGUUUCAUAGUUUAGGUGCUGCGAAUAACACCAUCGAAGGAGGCCAACCCCAAGAAAUCCAUUACCAAUCGGGACAUUUUGCUGCUUUCUUUGAAAAUAAGUUUCAAAGUUAAAGUGCAGCGAUACAACACCGCAAAGGAAGAAUCCAAAAUAUUGCAAACUACACCUAAAAAAUGAUGAACUAUAUAGGCACAUUUUUGGAUUUCGUAGACGGAUAUCGAUUAGAUAAACGUGUUACUACACACCCCGUUUUGUCAAGUCCUUGGUGUUUGAUUAUUGGUGUUACCCUAUACCUUUUGGUGGUGAAAAGAUGGGGACCUCGUUUCAUGGCCAAUCGUAAGCCAUACAAUGUUGAGGGCAUCAUGAUGGCGUUUAAUGUGAUGCAAAUAAUUUUGAAUUUGUACAUUUUCGUUGCAUCGCUGCGACACACCUAUUGGAGAUCUGAUUUUAGUCUAACUUGUGAAGCUUACAACCCUGAUGAUAUGAGGCCGGAAACAUUGAAUUUUUCUACUCCUGCCUUGUGGUAUCUGAUAUCAAAAUACUUUGAUUUUCUAGACACGAUUUUCUUUAUAUUGCGUAAGAAAUUCAAUCAAAUCAGUUUCUUGCAUGUGUUUCAUCAUACAUCAGUGGCGAUUUUGGUACACAUAUACACUGCGAAUUAUUUUGCUUCCCAUUUAACCUCGACCGGAAUAAUUAAUUCCUUUGUGCACCUUGUCAUGUACUCCUAUUAUCAGUUGGCAGCAAUGAAGUUGAAUAUCAAUUUACAACCCUGGAAGCGUUUAAUGACUCAAUUGCAAAUGUUUCAGUUCUUAUUGCUCGCCAUUCAUUUUAGUUUGCCUCUGAUAAAUAAUUGGUGUAAAAUAGAAACUGGUUUCAUUGCACUCUGCUGUGUGGAAAAUGUUUGCGUAACAGCUCUCUUUGCAAAUUUCUACUAUAAAACCUAUAUUCGAAAGGAUCGAAAGAAGGCGUCAAAUAACGGGACAACAUCAUUAAAGGCGCAAUGAUACACAUGGUCUGAGUAUAAAUUAUGUAGUGAAAUUAAUUUAAAAUAAAAUUAUAUCUUUUUAUGUUUGAA
Stomoxys calcitrans (stable fly) is the source of this 1099-nucleotide messenger RNA. RefSeq names its product elongation of very long chain fatty acids protein 7-like. Bases 198 to 1028 code for a protein of 276 amino acids. The transcript is spliced from 4 exons. Gene Ontology annotation, molecular function: fatty acid elongase activity. Gene Ontology annotation, cellular component: endoplasmic reticulum membrane. Gene Ontology annotation, biological process: fatty acid elongation, saturated fatty acid; fatty acid elongation, monounsaturated fatty acid; very long-chain fatty acid biosynthetic process. The record is from RefSeq and is a predicted model, not a curated record. Lineage: Eukaryota; Metazoa; Arthropoda; Insecta; Diptera; Muscidae.